CAUCUCCAGCAAACUCAAGCCCAUAUUCUUGUUUCUCCGGCAAACAUCUAUCCCUCCAUCCUUGACCCAUUAACCAUUUCCUUAUUCUAAAUAAUUGGUAUCCCUUAAAAACCCAAAAUCAAAUUUUCAAAAUUGUUACCUUUUAGUCUUCUCUCUCCUCGACUCCAUUGUUGCUAUUAUCCUCUACUUUUUCCCCACUCUGUUUAACCCUAUGUUAGUCGACGAAAAUCUGAUGGCAACUCUGUCUCCUGCUCCCACCACCAACGCUUCUAUAGCAUGCCUCAGGUCGGCCCUACGUACAGCAGCGUCACCACCACCAUGGAUUUCGCUACCUCUGGAGUAUUCAACAAGAAAAAAAGUAGGUUAUUGUUAAUUUCCAACCUAUUCAGGUCGAGAUUUGAGAAAUUGAAUUUGGAUCCUAAGGCUGCUCCCCCAGAUUCUUACGAGGACCGUCAUCAUCUCCAUCCUCUUCCUGGCUCUCAAUGAUUUUCUCCGUACGACUUAAAAAACAACAAUCAAAUAUGUUCUACAUGGAGGAAUCAAUUGUUGGUGAUUGAAUAUCUCGCAGGGUGAUAGAUCGGGGAAUGUCGUCGGUUGGGAGAGAGAAGAACGAGGAUGAAGGCGGCAAUUGGUCAUCGCAUGGGAGCUCGUCGAAGGCACCACCUCAGUGGUGGAGGACACCAGCAGUGACUCGACAAAAUAAAGGCAAAAGCAUGUCCAAAGAAACAAGAAUAUGGGUUUGAGUUUACUGGAGAUGGAGAUCCUAGGAAGGAAGAGAUUGAACAGAAGGGAUGAUGAUGAGAGGAUAAAUUACUGACUUUCGU
Messenger RNA from Rubroshorea leprosula, 824 nucleotides. NCBI's taxonomy places the organism in Eukaryota, Viridiplantae, Streptophyta, Magnoliopsida, Malvales, Dipterocarpaceae. The record is from the annotation of a GenBank genome assembly.